Anopheles moucheti is the source of this 7346-nucleotide messenger RNA. RefSeq lists its product as uncharacterized. The transcript has 6 exons. The coding region runs from base 1 to 7212 and encodes 2403 amino acids. Lineage: Eukaryota; Metazoa; Arthropoda; Insecta; Diptera; Culicidae. The record is from RefSeq and is a predicted model, not a curated record.
AUGAACUCGAAAGGAAAACGAUCGUCUAUUUUGAAAAAACAGCAACAGCUACCAUCCACCGAUGGGCGUGUUAGUCCCGUAGCAUCGCUACCCAGCGCCCAAUUUAAGAGCAGUAGAAAAAUAGAAUUUCAUCGCAAAAAAUCCAUCAAGGAAUUUCUGGUCGGUGAGGAUGUGGACACUAUCUGGGGGAAUUCGUACGAAGUUUCCACCGACGGUACUCCGUCCAGUGGGUUCGAGGACGCCACACUAGCAAACAGCAGCUGCCGAAGUACGACGGAUGAACAAAACAAGGAAAACCAACCUUCCUCGGUGGACAAUUCGGUGCGACGCAACUCCAUCAAUACCACCAACACCAGCUGGGAUCUAUCGAUCACGAUAGCGGACGAAGAGAAGCGAAAAAUACGUAGCGAAACAUCAGCAGUUUUCUCGCAGAGCCUUAACACGACCGAACGACUGCUGGUGGAACCGUUUGGGACACCGCAGGUUCCUACCGAUAAAGUUAAGCUAACAUUGAACGGUUUGCAUGGGGACAUUAACGACGUGCAGGCAAUGGAUAUAAGUCCAAUCAAAUCGAACAUCAACCCGUCGCCAAGAAAACUGAUCUACACCUUCCCGAAACAGGGCAUGUUUGUGGAAAUUAAUGAUGUUCCAGAAGGGAACCUAGCUGAACAAAAUGUCGAGGAUGCUUCUUUAAGCGCACAUCAACGAGAAAAUCCCGUACGACCAUCGUGGCGCGCCGGAUCAUCUGCGACGGGUAGUCAGUCGGCUCUUCUAGGUGGCAGCUCAUACAACGUAUCAGAAACCUGGAAUUCACACCCGCAGGCAAUGUUCCGGCAAGGUGGUCACACACGCGUAAGCGGAGACCUUGGUAACGUUAGUUCCGACGUGGAUACUACGAUCGCUCUCACAAACGCCAUGACGAAGGUGCUUCAAUCACGUUCGAACGAAUCGAUUCAGAAAGCAACUAAUAUGGAACUGGACGAGUCGACUACCACACUACCGACAAACGCGCUGGCGCGUGCUAGACCUUCAUUUUUACCAUCUAACCAACGUCCAGUGGAUGAAUCACAGGAUGUACUCGAACAAACGCCGACAAACGUUAAACAGACGAGAGCCACAUUUAUAUCAGCUGGUUACACAUGCGAAGACACACAGUCGGCAGAUAUAUCUUCGCCAGUGGAAGGGCAUGUACAGCGCGAUAGCUUGUCCCUCGAUAAUCUUUCCAUUUUGACCGAUAUGAAACAGACCGAGGCGAAUGAGGAAAACACAAAUAAGAUCGGCUUUGUGCAACAACAGUUCGAAGUAGACAAAUCUUCAGCGGAGUGUAAACGGGAAGGUAUUCCGAUAGAUUUUGGUUUGUCUAGUUUGAGUUUAAACCUCCUACCGAGCUCGCCUGAGGUGCCGGCGGUUGUUAAACCAAGAAUAUUACGCCCUACCCUACCAUUAAGUAUGCUGGAAGCUGCGAAAGACGUGGAUGAAAGUAAGAAAACUGAUACAAAAGACGAAUACGAUCGCAAUCGAUCGGUAAAGCGUACCCUCGGUAUGGUAUCAAGUCAACGGGAAAAGGCUAGCUGCGAGAAUCUUAAAGAAACGGAAGUCGCCACUAAGAAAUCGCUAGUGGCCAUGGACAUCUCAACUCGAAGGCACACUAACAAACCAUCGCUAACUACGGUCCAUUCGAGAACGACAGUUGAUAUGGUGGAAUCUCCUGCACAGUCUAAGAAGGACUAUCGCUCUCAAACAAUUUACCAAUCGCAUGACAUCGAUAUCGAUCGCGGGAUGUUGCAAGGGCAAAACUCUUCAAAGCAACGCCAUCGCGGAACUGUUCUGUGUGAUGAGGAAAUGGAGCUUACAACUCACGUUUCUGCAGUUGUUAAAUCAUCUACCAAUGCUACAAGACGGACCGAUCACGUGCCUGAACCGGUACAGGAUGAAACGACACAAAUACAACACACUUCGGAUAGAAUGAAGCGAGGAACGGUUCUUGGGACAGUCCCGAUCGACGAUUCCACCGACUGUUCUCCGCAUUCACCAGAGACUGCGCUCAAAAACUAUCGAAAAACUUUAUACCCGUUGGAUAGAAUGAAAGAAGACGUUUCGGUUGUACCUCCAACGAAAGAUUCUGAUCGUAAAACGAUAAUAGGUGAUGAGAGCAUGGUACUAGACGUGUAUCCAGCAACUUGCGUUAAAGCUGGUUCUGAUUCUUCAAUUUCAUGCGUUGUGUAUGGCCGAAAUGUGGACGAGCUCUCCAUUCACGCCACACACGGAAACAAUGCUGUGGAUAUGAAAUUUGCUCAUCCAACUAUCUGCCAGCCGGAACCGUGUGAUGAAUCUGCUCAGAUUGUGUCUGGUCGUCAAACCUUAAUGCAGGAGGAAAAUAUGGUCCUAUCGGCAGGAGCUGUAAGUGCAAAAGGUAGAAGACAGCGCUUUACGACGCAUAUUGCACAUUCGAUGGAAGAGGAUGAAAAAUCCACCGUUAAUCAGAAAAAGAAUGACACUACACCUUCACUGCAUCCUUCACGGAAAAGUAUCUUCAAUGCGGAAGAAAUGGAGCUAACGUUAGUGCAAAAAUCUAACACGAUGGCUCUACCCGAGCCGUUCGAAAAGCAUGCUGAUCAGGAAUGUAUGGAUCUUCAUAAAACCCACCGUGAAGACGGCAAGGCGCACUUUAUUCAAUCGCACCCGCAGUCAAGAAUUCCUAGACUAACAACCCACGUUCGAGAGGAUAUGCAGGACAUUCAGCGCGAGCAAAGCCGACCAAGACACUCCAUUUACGAACGGGAAGAUAUGGACGUUACAAAAUUAGACGGCGCUACAGCCAUAAAUGAAACAUACCCCGAUGAUCGUUCGAGUGCGAAACUGCAAGAGAGCAAAGAAAAGAAUUCGACUAUUCAUGCAACAAAUCAACAUAAGUCAAGAUCUUCUAUCUACGAACAUGAGGCCAUGAACGCUACUAAUAUUUGUGAAGAUCAACGCGUUGAAUCCCAUUGUCCCAUUGCCGACCAGGAACCGAUAUGGAUGCAAAAUGAAGACAGAACCAUAGCUGCCUGCGAGACCCACUCCAAGAGUGCUCGAAUUGGUUUUACCGACAUGGAAAUAGAGCAACCAGUAAUACAAACUGAACCGAAAGAAAGCACGUAUCGGAAAGAUGUGACGACGUUUACGCACAUUGGCUGUGCCGAUGUGGUCGGCGAGAUGCAACACGAUGUUACGAACUACAAUACAUUUUUGGAACACCAUGAAUCGUCUCACGGAACGCAAGUGCAACGAGCUUCUGCUGCACACCAUACUGACCAAUUGCAAUUGGGGAAAACAUUCAAUUCUACACGGUUAUCGAAAGCAUACGAAAACGAUAGUGUUUCUAAGUCGGUCAUUCCUUCGAGACUGUCGUCCUAUCAGAUAGAGGCAAUGGAUGAAACUAAUACUCCUGACCACACAUCAACGUCAAAUGCUAGGCAGACUAAUUUCUCAGAGAGAAAGACUUUUUCCAAUGCUCGUUUCGAUUCUCCGAUGCACAUGUCACCGGUCGGUGGCAACAGCGGUGGCAAAUCAACACUGGGACAGUACUCCAGACAAACGAGCUACUAUCCCGAAGAAAUGGAAAGUGCACCGACGGCAGGACAGAAGAAAGCGGUGGCUGAUCGUAAAACAUGCAUCGAGUCUUUUAGUUUCCGACAAUCGGAACUGCAAAGAAUCGCACUACAGAGUAAUGCAAUCGAUAUGGAAGGUAUUUCGGUGCUCGAGAGUGAUCCAACUGAUUCGAAACUGGAAAAGUACGUUACGGUACAAGGGCAAGCGACAAACUACUUCCCGAGCUGUACCUCGAACGAGGUGGAAGGGAAUAUGAUGCAUUCUGUAGUAGGGACUAUGGAAAUGCAACCCAAAGGACUCCCAAACAAUCGUUUGUCCGUUUAUGAUGCAGCGGCUAUGGUGGAGGAAACAGUGCCGAUUAAUACCCUUCGGCUAAAACAAGGACAUUCAUCAGCACUGGAACGCCCUGAUGGUGUUACAAGCAAAGAGCGUAAGAGCAACAAUUGUAUGGAUGAAACGAUCGUUCCGGAGAACAUACGGGUGGAACGCGAUGCGAAAUAUGACAUCCACCAAUCUGGCAGCCGUGUUGAUAGCACGGUAAAUGCAUCGCCUGUCGUGUGUAUUGCGGAACAUCCUCCCAUUAUGGGUCAGCAUCAGCCAAACGGUCGUGGUACACUAUAUGGCACUGAAGAAACCAUGGAACUGGGGACAGCAAUGUCCAAAUUGACCAAAUCUUUGCAAGACAAAAGAAAUAGACAAACGAUUCAUCAACCAGCCAACAUGGAUUUGACCACAGUCGGCCGAGAGAUUGCGACACCACCUCCACCGCAGGUAUUUUCCCAACGCGAAACGAUCUACAAUGUGCGAGCGAUGGAAGAAACUCCUCCGCACGGUGGUUUUAAUUCGGUAAAAGCCACUAACGCUAACAAGCCGAGUCCUUCUGAGCCAGGGCAACAAUCGGUUAUUGCCGAACGACCGAGUCAGCGAGGUCAGCGACAGACAAUUUUGAUACCACAGGACAUGGAUGUGGAGGAAGGAGAGCAGGAACAAGCUGAUGAAGAACAACAAUCAUUCGCUUUUUCUAUGCUGCCACGGGAAUCAACUGAGGAUCGCGUUCCUCGUUCUGCGUCCAUACUACCGAGGCACGCAUUCUUCCGCGAUCCAUCAAUGGAUGCAUUUCCCGAGAUUACAAAAUCUGGCCCUAAGAUGGAGAGACAGUCAUUGCAGACGUUUCAUCGGAAAAUCAUACCCGUAAACGAUACGUCCGCAUUUAAGACACACGAGAUUAGUGACAUUUCGUUGGCUACCACAACGAUGGAACCAGAGGUACCGGGCAUUGGAAACAUCACCGGUAUGAUGAGUAUGCGCGAGAUUACGGAACCCCUAUCGCUUGCAUCGCUCCAAGAGCAGUCCAAUUCGGUUUCCGUUAUCUGUCGAGCCGAUGGUCCACGGAAUGGCCCUGUUUUCGACAAGGAGCAAAAGGAUCUACACGAUCAUACAGUUAGUGUUGAGGCGAUGGCCUUUGUACCGACGCGCCAAACAGGUGCAAGUGACGACGAAUUCUACGAUGCUGAAGAUGAUCCAGCGGUGGAACAUGAUCACGAUCCUCUUUCACUGACAAAGUCCCGUCACCUUACGAUGAAGUUUAUCGAUGUAGGACACUUGGAACAGACGAAUUAUAACACUACGGUACCGGUACUGGGUCCGGUCACUGCAUGUAAGCGUGCUCAUGCGCAAGUGCUUAGCUCACCGGUUAUCAAUCGUGCUACCGAGGCGGAUCAGGAUCCACUUCAAAUGACGACGGAACGACAAACACUGCACGUAAACAUGGAGCAUACACCGCAAGGUCCAAACAGGAAGCGUCCACGAACAUCCUGCACAAUACCUGCACCCGAGGAUAUAUCAACUGAAGUUGCUGCUGCUGCUGCUGUCGAAGAACCAUCACCGAUUGAGGAAGUCAUUGUUAAAGAAGAACGAGAAUCGCUUAUCAAAGCUAAUCGCAUAUCCCAGACAAUUAUUCACGAUCCGUCCGUGUUCGUGAUGGAAGAACAGGAUCUUCUGGACGAUGAAUCCGAUCUUCCGUGUACUUCAAUGACUGAAGAACUGCAGCCGGAUAGUUACGAACAACCCAGCCCCAAGCAAUCUACCACACCACCGCCCUCAUCGACAUCACAACCACCAGUGUGUAUGAUAACGGAACUGUCCUACUACAAAAACUUUGCCAACUUAACGAUCGAUUCGUAUGAGGAAGAACGAUUAACACCAUCACCAGGCGACGUAGGCGAGCUGGAAGGGCAAGAAGAUGCCCCACAGGUUGAUGGCCUCGUUGCGGAAUGUAUUUCCCUUAGUGAUGAAGAUUCGCUCAACGUUACACCGCCAAAGGUACCGCUUUCGCUCGACUACAAAGGUGGCAAUCAGCAAACGGACGAGGUACUCGAUUCCACCAUCGCCAGCAAAAUUAUGUAUCAAAUCCGGCAGACACAUCCAGUUGUGAAGCAUUCUUGCUGCGGUAUGCAGACGGAGUGUCUGUGCCGGAUGUGGAAAGACCUUAAGCGACAUCAGGAAAUGUCCGAUUUGGUGUGGAAUCGAUGGUGCACCAAGUAUGAGGCGAUCAAGCAGCGAAUUCCCAAGGUAUCGCACGAAGAACAGCAGACCGAUCCGCAGCAACGGGAUGAGGAGCAUCGAUCCGACCGGGUAACGCUGGAAGAACAAAUUGAGGAGCUGAAUUGGCGGUUGCUGCGUGCGAAGGUGGAUGACGAUUACCUCUUCGUAAAGGGUGAGCUGAGCAGGGAGGAUUUAUCGAGACGCAGAAGUAGAACGAUUGUCAGCGGACACUAUCCGGAAACGCCCAGUGCUGUAUUUUUGGUGGACAAUUUUAGAAGCUAUCUUUCGGAACAAUUGUACGUAGACAACAGUCCUCCGUCAGGUGCAGACCGACCAAGGGUUCCUCGCAUGACACAACUGAUUGCGAAUAAACUUUCCACGGAUACGGGUACCCGUUGGCUGUUGGACUGUUCGGAGGAUGGCGAUGGCGUGCUCCUACUACGACAUCGUACCCUGCGCAGUUUCUUCAUAUCGAUACAACUGCAGCCACCACGAAGCAAACCCGGAAAGAUGGUCCGGGAGAUCACCGAAAGCUGGCGGCUGGAACGGAUACAGGUGUGCGAAUGUAUGGAGGAGUACGUACACUCUCCCAAGCUACUGCUAGCGCACGUCGAGUUUAUGCGGCUAGCACAGGAAACGACCGAGCGAACACUCCGAUCAACGUACCGAACGGUUGCGGAUCUGAUGGGCUUGUGGCAUCACUUCCACGAGCUGAUAGUGCGGGUAUUUGAUGCCGUGAACCGACUAGUGACAAUCAUCCGCAACAACGAUGCACUGUUGUGUUACGAUGCUCAAAUGGAACGGUUUCAUGUGAAAAAGUGCGUGUACCGUGCUCUCGAUGAUGAGGUAAACACACUGCUCGUUCAUUUCAACUGGAUCGCAAGCAUCGGUGCAUCGGGAGUGAGCUUCAAAUGGCCCACUGCAGAACUUAACACACUUCUUCCCACGUCAACCGGUGCCAAUCAACACACGACCGCUCCCGGUAGUUUUAUGCAGAGCGUUGGGACGAACGAAAAAGCGGGACUCAUGUUCCUGGAGUGUUUACUGUGGAACGUGGCAAAGCACUACGAAACGUAGCACAAACGUACGCUAAUCGAUCUAACAUGAAUCCGUAUAAAAUGCAAUUUUAAAUAGUGAAUAUAUUUUAAUGCUUUACUAUUCUUAUUCAAUCUAAACUAAAUCAAUGCGUGAUUCGGCAAAUAAAUGUUGUU